Messenger RNA from Paramecium pentaurelia, 1620 nucleotides. The record is from the annotation of a GenBank genome assembly. NCBI's taxonomy places the organism in Eukaryota, Ciliophora, Oligohymenophorea, Peniculida, Parameciidae.
AUGUUAAAGUUGUAAGGUAAAAUUUUAGAAAAGAAAUUGGCCAAAAAUAGUUCUAAGAAUUAAAUAGAAACCUAAUCUUAAAAUAUUUCUAAUAAUAAUAGUCCUGUCGUUGGAAGAUAAAAGUCAUAUGAGAAUAUAUAAAAGGUUAAUAAAACUUUUAUUAAUUAACCUCCUUCAUAAUAGAAAUUGGGCAGUAUUUUGAAUGUAAUUAGUGGUUCAUAAUAAAUGCACAAAUAAUAAAAGUAUUCCAUCAACAAUGAAUUGAUUGAAACAGUCAAAAUAUCAAAUUAAUUACGUAAAAAUUAAUCAAUGAUACAUAUUGAUUAAUAGUCUCCUGCUCUAACUAAAAAUUAUUCAUUUCAUCAUUCAGUUAAAAAUAAAAUAAAUAGCAACAGUGUAUCAAGUGAUUAAUCUUAAAUUCAAAAAGUUAAGGAAAAAAUUAAGUUUUUAUUAUAAGAAAGAGAUUAAAAUUUACCUUAAGAUGCAAAAGAAUUGAGUUUUAUGACAAAAUUCAAUUAAAUUUUAAACUAAUUAGUAAUUACUUUAUUUCAAGAACCAAAUCUAUAAAAUUCAUAACCAUAAUUAAAUUUACCAUCUUCAACUUAAGAUACAUUCUAAACAAUUUAAAUAGAUCAUUUUUUUAAGAGAUAAAUUUAAAUAUUAUAGUAAUCCUAUUAGUUAUAAUAAGAAAAAAAGAAAUUGGAAAAUGCAUUAUUAUAAGUAAAAAAGAAAUGUGAAAUUUUAUUAUAAGAAAAUGAAUAACUAUAAGUCAAUAAAAUUUAAUAAGAUGAAAAAAUAAUAUAAAUGCAAUAAUAAAUUGAAGAUUUAUUAAGUAACAAAGAAAACAUUUAAUUACAAUCAGGUAUUACUAUAUAAAAAUUAAUAUAGAAACAUAAGAAUUGAAAUAUCUCAUAUAAGGAUAAUUUGAAGCAAUAUAGAAAUUAUUAUAAAGAGAAUAAUUAAUGAAAGUAUUUUUAAAAAGAGUUGGUGAUAGUUCAAUUAUAGAGUAAGAAUAAAUUGAAUAUAUAAAAUAGAAUGUUUGAAUAAUUUAUAUCUAAUGCUGAAAAUAUCAAUCAAGAUGAUACAGAUGGAAAUUUAAAUAUUGAUAUGUUACCUUAACAAAAAUAAAAAAGCUCAUAAAAGAAUAUCUAAUAAAAAGAAUAAUAGUAAAUAACAGAUAAGAUUAUUUAAUAAUAUGAAAAAAGUUAUAAAUAAUUAGAUUUAUGUGAUUCUUUAUUGGCUGAUGAUUCAAGUAAGAAUUAUUUACUAAAAUUAAGGAGUUAAUGAUUCAGAAGAGAGUAGUUUUGGAUAUUUAGGAAAGGAAUAAGCAACAGAAGUUAGUUGUUAUUUUUCAUAAGCAUAGUAUUAUAAAUUAUUUUUAAAUUGUUAGGCAAUUUUAAUAAUAACCAUAUUUUUAGAAAGUAAAAUCCAAUAUUAAAGAUAAACUAAAAAUCAAUAUGAUGGAUAUACAAUUGGCAUAAGCAGCGUAUUUAAAUAUAUUUAUUAUAUAAGAUAACGAUAAGAGUUUGUCAAAUUAGAGAAAGAACAAGUUAAUCAUAAGAUAUUACCUGAUGAUAUCAACAGUGAAGAUGUACUUAAAAUUCUUAUUAAUAGUUUUGA